Messenger RNA from Paramecium tetraurelia, 3795 nucleotides. RefSeq lists its product as uncharacterized. Gene Ontology annotation, cellular component: membrane. NCBI's taxonomy places the organism in Eukaryota, Ciliophora, Oligohymenophorea, Peniculida, Parameciidae. Gene Ontology annotation, molecular function: voltage-gated potassium channel activity. The transcript has 11 exons. The record is from RefSeq and is a predicted model, not a curated record. Gene Ontology annotation, biological process: regulation of membrane potential; potassium ion transmembrane transport.
AUGAUAAGUCGAGACACUGGGUUCUAGGAUCUGGAGAGUGGGAUUCAAAGUAAUAAUUUAUCGUCAGGGCAAUUGGUUGAUUUGGAUUAACACAGCCCAAUUAAUGGAUAGUAAUUGGAUCCAACUCUGGAGUUUUCUUAAUUAUAAUAACUUGAAGCUCUAAGAAUGAAAAGGGAUAUUUUCGAUAAUAAAAAUAAGCAAGCAUUAAAUUUGGGGAAUAAAUCAGAUAUAAACGAGGAGGAUUGUCUAAUUAGCAAUUUAAGUGGAAAAAGAAGUGAACCGUAAGGCUCUAUCAGUUCUAUAAGUUGCAACUAAAAGAAGAAGAAGCAUCUGACUGCAAAAUCACCAAAGCAAAAGUCCAAUAAGACUAUUUAGUUCUAAUAAAAAUUGGAGUAAGAAGAUUUUGUAAUUGCAUCUCCAAUUAAUGAAGGUACUCAAAUUUUGAGGAUAAAAUCCGAUGCUAAAAUAGCAAAAUAUUAAACAUUUGUGCAAAAAUUGGAGGAAGAACAAGAGCAAAAUGAGAAAUAGAAGAGAGCUUAAAUGCACCGAGACACUAUAAAACAAUAGUCUUUGGUUUUACGAGGAAAGAGCAGAGAGAUGAAAACAGGACUAAAUGAAGUUUGGUCACAGAAGGCUUUGAUAAUUAUUAGACUAGUAUCUCGCUUCAUCUAGUAAUUGAAGACUAAAACAGAAAGAAUUAAAUUUCGACUGAUAACUUAAAGAAUAUUUGAAGUCAUUUGUGAUAAUAGUGCUAACUUUGAGUAUAUGUUAAUCAAUAGAUUAAUUAAACAGAAACCAAGUUUUGGAUUAAUAAUAUUCCAUCACUUUCAAAGUCGAGCGCUAAUACUAUUAAAUGCAAUAGAAUCGAUAAAUGAUUUUCUGGGUAAAUAUGUUAAAGUGAUAAAGCCUGAUAGUUUAUUUAAGAUAGUUUGGGAUAUUAUCCUAUUAUUAUUUAUUGUGGUUAAUAUUUUUUAUAUUCCAAUAUAUAUCAGUUUCGAUGUGAGAUCGUCUGGAUUAUUUGAAUGGAUAUUUGAUUUAUUGCCCUCAUGGGUCUUUAUUGCAGAGAUUCUCCUAAAUUUUAAUACAGCAUAUUAUGAUAAAGGAUUAAUGCAUGAGGAUAGAAAACAGAUAAUGAAACAUUAUGUAAAAGGUAAUUUCUUUUGGGACAUAAUUGUUGUGAUCCCUUUCUUGAUUUCUUAUUUGGACAUCCCAUUCGUCAGAUACACAUUAUUAUUGCGACUUACUCGAUUGUCCCCAUUAAUGACCAGCAUUGAAGAAGUCCUGAACUUAGAAGAUAGUCUUUAAGUCUUUCUGGAUUUAUUAAAAUUGAUAUUCUUUCUAUUAUUAACUGGACAUUUUUGUGGAUGUGCCUGGCAUUGGGUUGCAAUAAUCGAAUAUGAAAAUUAUGGAUAAGAAGUAACCUGGCUUACUCAUUAUGAACCUAAUGCCAUGAGUUAUGAAUGGUUUGAUAGAUACAUCAUUUCCUUAUAUUGGAGUGUUAUCACUACUGUUACUGUAGGUUAUGGUGACAUUGUGCCUGUAACUACAGUGGAGAGAGUGUUUGUUAUAGUAGUAACCCUGUUGAUUUGUGGUGUGUUUGGUUAUUGUUUGUCUAAUAUUGGAAACAUAUUUAAAUAAAUCACAGACAAGAAAGCCAUCUAUAAAUAAAGAAUAAGAGAAAUCAAUCAGCAUAUUAGGAAGAGAGGUCUCAGCUAUAAUUUACAAUUAAAAGUCAAAAAGUAUUUUGAAUACUUUCUAAAAGUGAAAUAGGAGGAGGAUCAACAUGCAGAACAAUUUAUAGAACAAUUGACUAAACAUCUGAGGGAAGAAGUCUUAAUUGAUAUUUAUAGAAAGACACUCAAACAAUCUAGAUUUUUAAGGGAAAAUUUUAGUGAAGAUAUUCUCAAUCGAUUAUGUUAGAUAGUAAAAGAAACCAAAUUGUACCCAGAAUAAGUUCUUUUUUAAAGGAAUGACUCUCCUAAAGCAUUAUGGUUUGUUCUGUCUGGAGCAGUUGAGUAUGUUGCUGAUCAUUAAAAUGAGGAUGAACACUAUUACACUGAAACAUUUUUAAAGAAAUUAACUCAAGGAGCUGUGAUUGGCGAAAGAGAAUUCAUAUCUCAAACUCCAUAUGAAUAUAAUGCAAGAGCUACUAAAUUUACUUAAUUGUUAGUUGUCGAUUAUCAAUAAUUCUACCUAAUUCUGUAAGAAAAUAAUGAUGAAUUUGAGAAGUAUUGUUUAGCCAAAGAUAACCUAUUGUUUAAUAGCAAUUAUAAAGCAUUUGGGUAAAUUUGCGAAAUUUGCGGAUGGACUCAUCGAUUUAUUUAGUAAAUCUACACACUUAUAGUUAGAUGUCCUUUCGUGUUUUUAUAACCUAAUAAAAAUAAAAUAGCCAGUUCCUUCGUCUCUACUAAAACCAAUAAAAGAUUAUCAUUUCCAUAUAGAACACUUCCUAAAACUAAUUGGAGAAACAAUGUGCCUGAAGUAUAGGAGGCUGCCUUAGGCUACAUUGUAUUAAAUAACAUCAUACCAGAAAAGUACUUAUUAUAUCAUCAUUCAAGAGAAAUAAAUGAUACUUAUCUCAUUAAUCUGGGGUUUGAAUUAAAUGAUGGGGAGGAAGAGCCUUCGAAAAUUAUACCCAAUAAAAAGAACUCGAUGUCUAGAGAUUUGAAAAAUUUAUCUCAAUAUGAUAACACACCUCAAUAAUAACCUAUACAAUAACCAUCCAUUUAAACUGUCCUUUAGGAUUAGAAGUCAUAAAAUUAAACAGCUAUAUUUCAUAAGGAUCAAUAAAAGAUUAAUAUGACUAAUGAAAGCUUUGUUGAUUGGGAUUAGGGUAGUUAAUUGAAAAGAAGUAUGAAUAGGAUCAAAUUCCAAGGUCUUGACAGAGGACGCACACUUCAAUCAAUCAAAGGAAAAUACCAUUAAAAUAAUCCAGAUGUAUUAGAUGAAUCCAUGAUCUAAGAAGAGGUCAAAAUUUAAAACACCAAUAUUGGAUCUUAAAAUUUUAUUCAUAACAAACUCAAAAUGGUGAAAAGUAAGCAUAAUAUCCAAAAUCCAAUUGGAAUUAGAAAAGUGUCCUGGCUUGAAUUUGAUAGUGGAGUGAGUCAAUAGCAAGAUGGCAGAGCUGCCCAAUAACUAUUUAAUAAGUAAAUCAGUAAAGGAAGCGAAACAAACUUUGAUUAAUCUCCACCACUUAACUAAUAAGAAAAUGAUAUCAAAUAAAGAAUUGAAGCAAGAGAAAAUAGCAUAAAAUCCAAAAAAACAAAUAACAAUAUUGAUAUAACAAGAAGGAAAAAAAGAAGAAAAACUACUUAACUUUUAUAACUAUUUUAAGGUUUGGACAAUGGAGACACGAAAUCAACAAAGAAAGUAGAAAAAGGCAUCUUGGGAAAUGAUGUUUACAGUUCUAGUGUUUAUACUACUGGAGGACCAAGUAAUACUGCCUUAAUAGAACCUAAUAAUAAAGAUGCUAAUGCAGACAAUAAUAGUGUUCAUGUCAAUCAUUCAUUUGAUGGGAUUUAAAAGAGAAUCUAAGAUAUUGUGCAUGUUCACUUUGAAAUGGAUUUGGAUAGAUACAAAUCCUCUAAAUUUUAUUUUCCAGAUAAUAAUUUAGAAGUUGUAAUAUAAAAAAUUACAAUAUAUUACGACAAAUUGAAUGAUAAAAAGAAUGAUUUUGAGGCUAGGGAAAUGAAAAGAACAAAAACCAACCUAACGCUAUUUGAUAGGAUCAGACAAGCAAAAAGCUAGAAUCUUAGAGGAAGUUUUGUGGAGAAAUCACUAUAGGAUAAUGACUGA